AGCAGAGGAGACUGGUAAUGAAGAUUAUAUGCAGCUCUCUUGGAGAAAAGGAUCAGAAAAUUUUGGAAAAAAAGCUCUGGAUCAAAAACCAACAUAAGACACUGAACCAAUUGCUGGACACAAAUAAAACCAACCCCAAACACAAAUGGAAGGAGCCUCAGAAGCUAGACGAUGCAAGAAGUUGCAACCCAGAAGAGGGCCCUCACCCUCACCUGGUAUUGACUGUGGACUUCCAGGACCCAGAAUGAUGUCCUUGAGCCUUUGAGACGGAUGUGAGUGAAUUUUUCAGCCUUCAUGCAAAACAACCAUCUAAACAUAACAGAUGACAUCAGCUUGGGCUUUUCAAUUCCUGGAUGGCAGCAGCGUGUUAAUCCAGCCUUCAUCCUGGAUUUCAUAAACUAAAACAAGAGAGGCUGGCAGGAGGACAGCGCUGCUGCUGGGUUGAGGAAAUUGAUGACGGGAAAGCACACGGGCAACCCAGUGUAUAAAACUGAUAAACGUGUAGGCAGAGAGGCUCAGCUACUACUUUGGACGGCUGCUUCCCACAGCGAAGACCACAACGCAGGGAGCUGAGCCCGAGCCAGCAGGGAAACAUGAGGAGCCUUUUGCUGCUGACCACACUCCUUGUACCUGCACACCUGACUGUGGCUUGGAGCACCAAAUAUGCUGUGGAUUGCCCAGAGCAUUGUGACAAUAGCGAGUGCAGAAGCAGCCAACACUGCAAGAGGACAGUGCUGGAUGACUGUGGCUGCUGCCAAGUGUGUGCUGCAGGGCUGGGAGAAACUUGCUACCGCACAGUCUCAGGCAUGGAUGGCAUGAAAUGUGGCCCAGGGCUGAGGUGUCAAUUUUACAGUGAGGAAGAUGAUUUUGGUGACGAGUUUGGUAUCUGCAAAGACUGCCCGUACGGUACCUUUGGGAUGGAAUGCAAAGAGACUUGCAACUGCCAGUCAGGCAUCUGUGACAGGGUGACGGGAAAAUGUCUCAUAUUUCCAUUCUUCCAAUAUUCAACAGUGACGUCUUCUACCAGGAGGUUUGUUUCCCACACAGAUCAUGACCUGGCAUCUGGAGAUGGAAAUUCUGUGACAGAAGAGAUUAUGAAAAAAGGUGCUGCUCGGUCUCCUGUAAUGAAAUGGUUGAAUCCACGCUGACCCUGGGUGGGAUUUUCAAGGGAAGGCUCUUAGUGAUUGUUUAGCACCCAGCCAACAUUUUAAGAGCUAUCUACAUUAUAGCAUAUGGAUGUGUAAUUUUUGGAGAUCAAUUAUAACUUGGGUGGAUCCAGUCACAAGGAGUAGACUACUUAAAAACCCAUUAAAUGCGUAUGGCCCAUUCUGUAGGGGUGAGGGUGAGGCAUUGUAAUAGUUGGAUCUUCCUUGUGGUAGCUUCAAUAGAAUUCAGUUAUCAUUAUUAUUAUUUACUUUGGGAAAAGUCAAAACCCAAACCAGAAACCCACUGAGGAAGUGGGAUGUUUGAAGCUUGUGGGAUGUGAGCAACAACUUGAACUAAGGUCAGUUUCAAAGGGCUGCUAAUGUAGUUCUCAGGUCCCCUGGACCUGAAGGACAGAUCUAAGGCAGAGGGCAAACAUACACUUCCAUAGUGGUUUGAAGAAUACCACCCAUGCGAUGGCACUAGGAAGUUCUCUGCCUACUUGGGGGUGGGGAGGGGUAGAGGUAAAUAUUUAUAUAUUUUUAUUAAAACGUGUUAGUGCAAGUCAUCUUUCAUACUCAUGUUUAUCACUCACUUGAGGAAAUGAACUUAAUUUCUUAAAUGAUUAGAAAGGUUUAGCUCUAUAAGAUUUUCAAACACUGCAUUAUAUUAUAAUAUUUACAGUAAUAAACAUAAGAGAAUCUAAACAAUUUUAGUAACUAGAUUUACAAAAUACCAAAAAAUAAGCAAUGGAGGGAAUUUACCCAAAGAAAAUGCCAUGAUUUAGAUACUAUUUAAAUUUAAAGUAGAGAAUAAUUUUUAAGAGGUUGAGAAAAGAGUCACUUUCCAGCAGGAAACAUACCAACUUUAAAAUAUGGUUUAUUUUCAUGUAUUUUCCUUUCAAAAUUGAUUGAUAAGUGGAAUCAGGAGUAUGCUUGGGAGUAUCUUAGCCCAAAUGGAACUGGUGUACUACAUGCUAUUAGGAAAUAUUUGCAGAAAUAUUUUAUUUGGAAUCAAGAAUUUAUUUAAGAUUUAUCUCAGUAUUUACCUAUAUUUUAUUCUUCAAGUUUGCCAACAGAGUUGUGAGUGUGUGUGUGGGAGGAUCUUUGAAUGUAAGCUGAAUAAGCUGUUAGGUUCUGUUUUAAAAGGUCAAAUUUAUUACCGCUCAAUAAAAAAUAAGACACAGCUA
Chinchilla lanigera (long-tailed chinchilla) is the source of this 2332-nucleotide messenger RNA. It is a transcript of the gene Esm1, whose product is annotated as endothelial cell-specific molecule 1. The transcript has 6 exons. The record is from RefSeq and is a predicted model, not a curated record. Lineage: Eukaryota; Metazoa; Chordata; Mammalia; Rodentia; Chinchillidae. The coding region runs from base 594 to 1148 and encodes 184 amino acids. Gene Ontology annotation, cellular component: extracellular region.